Messenger RNA from Cladocopium goreaui, 1321 nucleotides. The record is from the annotation of a GenBank genome assembly. NCBI's taxonomy places the organism in Eukaryota, Dinophyceae, Suessiales, Symbiodiniaceae.
GGUGACUUCCUCCUUGCGUCACGCGCGCCACAUCCUGACGCAGACUCCGCCAUGGGGGAAGGGAAGAAGUUGCUCUACGAUGCGGAGACCAAGAAGAUGUGCAAGCAAGCCAUCACGGGAUCAAAAGAUUGGAAGGACAAGGAAGAGAAGAUUCUGCAAGCCUUCAAGACCUGGGACAAAGAUGGGAACGGCUUCAUCACCAAAGAUGAGCUUGCAGAUGUGUUGUCGUCCCUGGGAUGUCCCACGAAGUCCGAAGAUCUGGACGUGAUGCUCAAGGAGGCGGAUCUCGAUCUCGAUGGCAAAAUCAAUUACGAGGAGAUGACUCAUUGGCUUUGCCGUGCCCCUCAUCUCGAACAGUACUUCCUGCGAUCCGUGCACAUCUUCAAGCAAAAUUUCAUCGAUUCCAGCACGGAGAUGAAUAAGAUCAUGCUUGAGAUGUUGGACUUGAAGAAGGAGAUGGAAGCCAUGCAGGGCGGGGCCGAGGGUGAGCUAGAAUCCCUGGACGGGAUGAAGAAAGGCUUGGAAAUCAUGCGAAAGGUCGCGGAGAGAUUCCAGGAAGUCGUGAAAAAAAACCAGACGCGGAUGAAUGACGAGCUUCCCCCGGUGAUUUUACAGAGCUUCAAGUACCAUGACAAGGACGGAAGUGGAACAUUGACCUACGAUGAGAGCAUCAUUUUUUUCUCGAACUUCAUGGCACUCUGGGAGCCCUUUGCAGAGACGAUGUCUGAGCUCAACGCCAUCUUCAAGGAGAUGGACUGUGAUUUGAACGACAUGGGGGACGACACGACCAAAGAAAAACUGGAGGAAGACAUGAAAACGAGAGAUGAAAAGGUGAAGUUGGUGACCCCAGACAAGCUGCAUGAAGUCUUCAAGCAGAAAUAUGCCAUCCUGAAGGAAGAGCGAGCCAAGAAUAUCGAUGAAUAUCACGUGAAGGCCUUCGAGGUCCUCAGUGUUAACGGAAAAAUUGAGGAGGGUGCAUUGAAGGAGGCUUUGCUACAUGGAACCGACAAGAACAGCGAGUUUCUUCGUGCCAUGAAUUUGGAGGUUUCCGAGGUGAUGAAGGAAACCACUGAGAAAUGCAAGGAGUUCGAAUCCCAAAAGGAUGAACUGGAGGAGGCCAUGCAGAUGAUGGAAAGCAUGAUGGGCGCCAUGGCAGCCUUGGGAGCCAUGGGAGCUGCGUUGGAAGGAAUGGGAGGAGGAAUUCCAGGAGGAAAAGAAGGAGAUCUCGGUGAGCUUGAGAUGGGCGAGUGCAACAUGCAAUAAGCUCAAACACCGGCCGGUGAAUGGUAGGUCUCUAGGACCCUAGGGGCCCUAGCUGGAU